Molecule: messenger RNA, 1271 nt
Organism: Centropristis striata (black sea bass)
Lineage: Eukaryota; Metazoa; Chordata; Actinopteri; Perciformes; Serranidae
Product: major histocompatibility complex class I-related gene protein-like
Exons: 8
Coding region: 1-1113 (370 amino acids)
Biological process (GO): immune response
Cellular component (GO): external side of plasma membrane
Source: RefSeq, a predicted model, not a curated record
AUGAAGAAGUUCCUCUCGUUGCUUCUCCUCUGUCAUGUGGCAUCUCCAGUUAAACACUCCUUGACGUUUGUUACAACUGGAUCUUCUGGAUUCCAAAAUGUUCCAGAGUUUGUAGCUGUUGCAUUGGUUGAUGAACUUGUGAUGGGUUACUGCGACAGCUAUAAAAAGAUAGGUGAACCCAAACAGGACUGGAUGAGAAAGUUAUUAGAAAGUGAACCUCAGCAGUUGGAGUGGUACAGUCGAGAAUGUACUGAUAUUGUGCCGAACCUUUUCAAAGCCUCGAUUUACCAAUGGAAGCAGCGCUUCAACCAAAGUGGAGGUUUCCAUAUUUUCCAGAGGAUAAGUGGCUGUGAGUGGGAUGAUGAGACCGGAGAAGUUAAUGGUUAUGAUCAGCUUGGUUAUAACGGAGAAGACUUUUUAUCAUUGGACCUGAAGACACUGACAUGGAUCGCUCCACAACCACAGGCUGUCAUCACCAAACAGAGAUGGGACGCUGAUAUAGCGAGAUUUAAAGACAAUGGGCCUCAUUCUGAGUAUAUCCUCACUCAGGUAUUCCCUGAAUGGCUGAAGAUGUAUCUGGACUAUGGCAAGAGCUCUCUGCUGAGAAAAGACCUUCCCUCAGUGUCUCUCCUCCAGAAGACUCCCUCCUCUCCAGUCAGCUGCCACGCUACAGGUUUCUACCCUGAGGCAGCCAUGAUGUUCUGGAGGAAAGAUGGAGAGGAGCUUCAUGAGGACGUGGAGCUCGGAGAGAUCCUCCCCAACCACGAUGGAUCCUUCCAGAUGAGUGUUGACCUGGACCUCUCAUCAGUCAAACCUGAAGACUGGACCAGGUACGAGUGUGUGUUUCAUCUCUCUGGUGUGAAGGACGACAUCGUCACCAGACUGGACAAAGCAGUGAUCAGGACCAACAGAGUUUCUCCCUCAGAGUUUCCUGCUGCUGCUGUUAUUGGAGUUUGUGUGGGAUUGAUGCUGCUUCUUGCACUCUGCAUCACUGGACUCUUCUUCUGGAGGAAACACAAGAAUGCCAAAAGCCCUCCAUCUGCUCCUGACAGCAGCUCUGAACUCUCUGAGAAGCUGAAUCCAAGUGUGUUUGACCAACACGUGAAACAGUGAAACUUUGACAUGUGUCACAUUAUAAAUCUUUAUAACCCUAACCCUAACCCAAAAGAGACUGAAAAGUGGUUUUCUGCAACAAAAAUCAAGUAGUUAUAGUAUAUCACUAUAUUAUAGUAGCCUGGGUAUACCCAUAAUGCCUUGCGCGCUCGAUUUGA